Messenger RNA from Phalaenopsis equestris, 543 nucleotides. Its product is annotated as RNA-binding protein 38-like. Gene Ontology annotation, molecular function: RNA binding. NCBI's taxonomy places the organism in Eukaryota, Viridiplantae, Streptophyta, Magnoliopsida, Asparagales, Orchidaceae. The record is from RefSeq and is a predicted model, not a curated record.
GCUCCUUUUGCAAGCUAAGCUCUGAACUGUUCCUCCUCUUAUUUCUUUCCUUAUUUUAAUACAAUACCACGUUGAUUCCCCUGUUUAUUAAUGGCCAAGAGGGAGAGGAGAGAGAGAGAGAGACAGAGCAAGCCUUUGUUUUGUGCAGAUCUUCUCUCCAGUUCCCUUAAUUAGUUACCGUUAAUUUGUCCUCUCUUCUCUUCUUCUUCUUCCUUUCUUCUAAUGGAAGAGGAAGAGGAGGAGAGGUGGAGGGAGAGAGGAAGAGUAGUGGAUGCUUUUGUCUUCUUUGCUUAAGAGAGAAGAGAUAGAGAGAGAGAAAGAGUAGAGAUAGAAAGAGAGGGACAUGGCGAGUGGAGGGAACAGUCCGCAGUAUUAUAGGUCGAGGUUUGGGGACACGACUUUGACGAAGGUGUUUGUGGGAGGAUUGGCGUGGGAGACUCCGACGGAGGAACUUCGCCGUUAUUUUGAGCCCUACGGAGAGAUUUUGGAGGCCGUUAUAAUAACCGAUAAGAACACCGGCAGAUCAAAGGGCUAUGGAUUUGU